AUGGCUAAUGAUCAAGAUCCCAAUAAGUCUCUCAUUAGUGAGGUUUUGACCCGAAGUAUGUCCGAGUUUUAUGAUGAUGAUGAUGAUGAUGACGAUGAUGACGACAGUGACAUGUGCAGGACAAAUGAUGAAGGAGAAGAUGUUUUUGAUCUUCCAUUAAAGAUAGGAAUGUCCCAAAGUAGGAAUUUUUCCGAAGUAAACGACGUGUCAGAUCCGUUAUCCAAUCUGCAUGGUCCGUCCAAGAAAGUUAGGUUCGAACAACAAAGGCAACAGCAACAGCAGCAACAACAACAGCAAAUUCAUAACGACUUCAGCACAGAUAUGAGCUUGAAGAGCCCGUCUGGUAAAAAAAUGGGUGUGGAGCAGCUGAUACAAUCCGCCAAUGAGAUCAACGAUUACCUCGCCAAUAACAUUGACAAAGUGAAUAGUUUCAACUCAGAACUUUUGAGCAGCAGCGGCAAACUACCUGGGAGAGCAAAGAGCGACACAGCAACGCAGGGUACCGGACGCUUAGACUCUAUGUCUAAUUUUGCCCUGAGUGAUACCGACCUGGACAAUGAUGACGAUAAUUACCUAUUGGAUCCCUUAGCAAAUGCUAGCUCCAGUACCCCCACAGUGGAUCGCCAUGGCUAUAGCUUAUUGGACGAGGCCUUUUCUGCCUCCGAUAAGGAGAAAAUAUAUACGAAUAAGGUCAAUUCAAAUAGCCAAAUAGAUACUGAUAACCACUCUUCCGAGACUGCAAACACUACCAAUGAUGACGAGACAGAUGACACUGGGUCCCCUGAGGUCCUAGACUACACAAAAUUUGAUUCCUUUCCCUAUCCUCCGUCCUCUGCUUCCAAGGAAGAACCGCCAGAUUUGAAAGUAUUAAGCAUCGAAUGUGAACAAGAAAACGAAAAAGAACUACGACGAAUAUCCUUGUUAUUGGACAAUUACGAAUCAAUACCAAGGAUACCAGACCUGUCAGACGAGGAGGCUCUUUGCAAAUUCCGUGAGAAUAUUGAACUGAUUUUACAACUAUCCAAAAAGAUUGAUGAGGAUGUAAACACUUUAGCCGUCUCCUCAGAGGAUCCUCAAAAAUUUGUUAAUUUUAUAAUGAAAAAUCCACCUUCGCUAUCAUUUAAAGAUUUUAUUGAUAGAAUCCAAAACAAAUGCAUGUUUGGUUCCGUUGUUUAUCUUGGUGCCACCUAUCUUCUCCAGCUAGUAUUUCUUACGAGAGACGAAAUGAACGGUCCCGUCAAAUUAAAGGCUAAACUGCAAGAGGACCAAGCCCAUAGGGUCAUUAUAUCUGCAAUCCGAAUUACCACUAAGCUACUUGAAGACUUUGUACAUUCGCAAAACUAUAUCUGCAAAGUGUUCGGUAUCUCAAAAAGACUUCUUACUAAACUGGAAAUCUCUUUCAUGGCAAGUGUGAACUUCGACGGAUUAAUGAUCACCUGCGAGAAGUUGGAAAAAACAUUGCAUAUUCUCGAUGACACAAGAAAAGCAUUAGGAAACACAUGA
This is a messenger RNA of Saccharomyces kudriavzevii IFO 1802, 1503 nucleotides long. It is a transcript of the gene PCL8, whose product is annotated as Pcl8p. Gene Ontology annotation, molecular function: cyclin-dependent protein serine/threonine kinase regulator activity; protein kinase binding. The record is from RefSeq and is a predicted model, not a curated record. The coding region runs from base 1 to 1503 and encodes 500 amino acids. NCBI's taxonomy places the organism in Eukaryota, Fungi, Ascomycota, Saccharomycetes, Saccharomycetales, Saccharomycetaceae. The transcript has a single exon. Gene Ontology annotation, biological process: regulation of cyclin-dependent protein serine/threonine kinase activity. Gene Ontology annotation, cellular component: cyclin-dependent protein kinase holoenzyme complex; nucleus.